UCUGGGCGUCCGCUCCGACACAGCCACCUCGCUCCAUGCCGCCGCUCAGCUCCGACGCGCCGUCGAGGACUUAUGGCCCCAAGAUGAGUCCCCCGAAGAAAACUGGGGAGGCCACCCAGCUGAGAAAGAGCCUCAAGCCGCUGAUGGAGAAGCGCCGCCGGGCGCGCAUCAACGACAGCCUCAACCAGCUCAAGACCCUCAUCCUGCCUCUCAUCGGGAAAGACAGCUCUCGCUACUCCAAGCUGGAGAAGGCCGACAUCUUAGAGAUGACUGUCCAGUUCCUCAAGGAGCUUCCAACCCCUUGCGCUUCCAUUUCCGGUGAGUGA
This is a messenger RNA of Lacerta agilis (Sand lizard), 326 nucleotides long. RefSeq names its product hes family bHLH transcription factor 2 (gene HES2). NCBI's taxonomy places the organism in Eukaryota, Metazoa, Chordata, Lepidosauria, Squamata, Lacertidae. Gene Ontology annotation, molecular function: protein dimerization activity; DNA-binding transcription factor activity, RNA polymerase II-specific; RNA polymerase II cis-regulatory region sequence-specific DNA binding. The transcript has 3 exons. Gene Ontology annotation, biological process: regulation of neurogenesis; regulation of transcription by RNA polymerase II; anterior/posterior pattern specification. Gene Ontology annotation, cellular component: nucleus. The record is from RefSeq and is a predicted model, not a curated record. Bases 36 to 326 code for a protein of 96 amino acids.